This is a messenger RNA of Zasmidium cellare ATCC 36951, 816 nucleotides long. RefSeq lists its product as uncharacterized. The coding region runs from base 1 to 816 and encodes 271 amino acids. The transcript has a single exon. The record is from RefSeq and is a predicted model, not a curated record. Gene Ontology annotation, molecular function: hydrolase activity. Lineage: Eukaryota; Fungi; Ascomycota; Dothideomycetes; Mycosphaerellales; Mycosphaerellaceae.
AUGCACAUAAUCGAUCCAAGCCGAUAUCCGUUGGCCGCUGAUGCCCCAUAUACACCGGGCGUCCAUUCAACUUGGGACGCGGUGACGUUCGAGAACAGCGUGGACAUGAGGAACAUAAUCAUUGUGCAACCGUCCAUCUAUGGCAAUGAUAACAGUGCUCUGCUAGACGCAUUGAAAGCACUGGGCCCCAAUCGAUCACGGGCUGUCGUUGUCUUCGACGAUACAAAGAUCGACAACUCGACUCUGCAGCAGUGGCAUACCCUGGGUGUUCGUGGUGUGCGACUGAACCUGGCUUCCGUGGGUGCAGACCCGGACAUCGAAUCUUUCAAAACGACAGUCUCUGCUUACGCUUCUCUUGUCAAACCGCUUGGCUGGAUGGUGCAGAUAUACGCAUCUAUGGACAUACUCCCCGGGCUCGAAUCCACCAUACGAGAUACCCCUGACGUCAAUUUUUGUUUCGAUCACUUUGCACAACCAAGCAAGCCCAAGACAAAUUCGACCGGGCCAUUUGAUCCAUACACUAUCACUGGCUUCUCUUCUUUGAUCACGCUGUUGCAAGAGGGGAACACAUGGGUCAAAUUCUCGGCCCCAUAUAGGGUUGAGCUAGAUUAUGAUCAGCUCGAUGCUCUGGCAAAGGAAGUGCUGCAUGUUCGUAGUGAUAGAGUGGUCUUUGCGACUGAUUGGCCGCACACGAGGUUUGAGGGAUUGAACAUCAGGCCUUUUGAGGAGCGUGUGCUGGAGUGGGCACGAGAGGCACGUAGCGUUGAUAAGGUGUUUUCGGCCAACGCAAAGGAGCUUUGGGAUGUUCAGAGAUAG